Messenger RNA from Clunio marinus, 3310 nucleotides. The record is from the annotation of a GenBank genome assembly. NCBI's taxonomy places the organism in Eukaryota, Metazoa, Arthropoda, Insecta, Diptera, Chironomidae.
GCCCCUGUUUUAAGAACCUGCUGGGGGAGAAUAAAAUUCAAGAAGAUUUUUAUAAUUUUUAAUCUAUCAAAUUUCGAAGAGUUAUAAUCAUGAAAACAAGGUUCAAUACAGUUGAUAUUGUUUGUGCUUUAACAGAGUUAAAAAGAUUUGUUGGAUUUCGUGUAAAUCAAAUUUAUGACAUCGAUAACAAGACAUACCUGAUCAGACUCCAAGGAAAUGACGAGAAAACUGUUUUGUUGUUGGAAAGCGGAAACAGAAUUCACACGACAGCAUUUGAAUGGCCAAAAAAUGUUUCACCAUCUGGAUUUACGAUGAAGAUGAGAAAGCAUUUGAAGAAUAAGAGACUGGAAGCAAUUAAUCAACUUGGAAUCGAUCGAAUUAUCGACUUACAGUUUGGGACUGGCGAAGCUUGUUAUCACGUUAUUUUAGAGUUAUACGAUCGAGGAAAUAUUAUUCUUUGCGACUACGAAUACAUCAUUUUGAACGUCCUCAGACCACAUGUCGAAGGUGAAGAAAUUCGAUUUGCUGUUCGUGAGAAAUAUCCUUUAUCAAGAGCUCGAGCUAAUGAUGGACCGCCAUCGAUGACUUUUGUUAAAGAAAAAAUUAAAGAAGCACGUCCUGGUGACAGUUUAAAAACAAUUCUCAAUCCAAUUCUUCCUUUUGGUGCAGCAUUAAUUGAUCAUGCUUUGAUUGAAAACCAUCUUAAUGAUGUUAAAAUCGGAGGUGAGAAGCCUGAAGAAGAAGCGACUGGCGAAGAUAAAAAGAAGAAAAAGAAAAAGAAUCGAAACAAAGAGCAAGCAAUGCGUGAAUUCAUUAUGGACCAAGAUUUUCCUAUUCUUAUGAAUUCAAUUAACGACAUGUACACGAUGAUGCAGAAAGCAAUGGAAGAACCAUCAUCAGGCUUUAUAAUUCAGAAGAAAGAAACGAAACCAACUCAAGAUGGACCUGAAGACUUCUACUACACAAAUAUCGAGUAUCAUCCGUUUCUGUUCAGUCAAAACAUGAAGGAACCAAUAAGAGAAUUUCCAUCAUUUCUUCAAGCUGUUGAUGAGUUUUACUCAAAUGUUGAAAGUCAGAAAAUUGAUUUGAAAGCCUUCCAACAAGAACGUGAAGCGCUUAAAAAGCUUUCAAAUGUUCGUCAAGAUCACGCACAAAGAUUGGAAGAGUUGGCAAAGGUUCAACAAAUUGAUAGAAAGAAAGCUGAGCUCAUUACGAGAAAUCAAGUUCUUGUCGACAGUGUAAUCUAUGCCAUGCGUGCUUUAUUGGCAAAACAACUUUCAUGGCUUGAUAUAAAAGAUUUGAUAAAAGAACGUCAAGAACAAAACGAUCGAAUUUGUUCUCUUAUUAAACGAUUGAAACUUGAGACAAAUCAAAUCACUUUAAAACUCUCAGACCCGUUUGCUAAUUUAGAUGAUGAAGAGGAUGAGGAUGAUGAUGACCAACGUGAAGAAGAUGAACAUAAACUUGAUGACAUGGAAGUUGAUAUCGAUCUUGGACUUAGUGCUUACUCAAAUGCAACAAGAUAUUACGACCAAAAGCGUGGUGCUGCAAAGAAAGAACAAAAGACUAUAGAAGCGAGUGGAAAAGCUUUAAAAUCAGCUGAAAAGAAAACACAACAAACCUUAAAAGAUGUGAGAAUUCAAACAACGAUUUCGAAAGCAAGGAAAACUUUUUGGUUUGAAAAAUUUUAUUGGUUUAUAUCGUCAGAGAAUUAUCUUGUGAUUGGUGGACGUGAUCAGCAACAAAAUGAAUUAAUUGUUAAACGAUAUUUACGUCAAACGGAUGUUUACGUGCAUGCAGAAAUUCAAGGAGCUUCUUCAGUUGUUAUUAAAAAUCCAAGCGGUGGUGAAAUUCCACCAAAAACGUUGCUUGAAGCUGGAACUAUGGCAAUCUCCUACAGCGUUUCAUGGGAAGCAAAAGUUGUUACAAGCGCAUAUUGGGUGAAAGCUGAACAAGUUAGUAAAACAGCACCAACUGGAGAAUAUUUAUCAACGGGAAGUUUCAUGAUUCGAGGAAAGAAGAAUUUCUUACCUCCAUGUCAUUUGAUUCUGGGAUUAAGUUUCUUAUUUAAGUUGGAAGAUGGUUCAGUUGAGCGACAUCGUGGAGAAAGAAAAGUGAGAAAAUUCGACGAUGAUGCUUCAAGUGUUAUGACUGAAAACGAGCAACUUGAGUCGAUUAAUGAAGAAGAAAUUCCCGUUGUAUCUGAUGGAGACGAUGAUAGUGCCGAGGAUGAAAUUCCAACUGAAAAUGUUGAGAACUUGAAGAUUGAAGUUUCAGAAUCCGAUAGUGAUGAUGGUGGCGAGAAAAACUUUCCCGAUACUCACAUUAAAGUUGAACACACAACAGGGCAAGUUGAUAUUAAACCUGAUCCUAAACUUGAACGUUUAUUAUCAGAAGAGAAUCAAGAAGAGGCAACACUAAUUCAAGCCGCUCCUUUAAAAGUUAAAGCUUAUGAGAAGAAGUUGAAGCAACAAAAGAAAAAGCAACCAGUCGAGCAACCACAACAGAAACAACAAGAGAAAGACGAUGGAAAGAAUCAACCGAAACGUGGUCAGAAAGGAAAGUUAAAGAAAAUCAAAGAAAAAUACAAGGAUCAAGAUGAAGAAGAUCGUGCUAUGAUUAUGGAAAUUCUUAAGCCAUCUGGAUCUGGAAAAGAUAGUCGAAAGACGAAGAAACAGGAAGAAGAAGAGAAUUAUAAGAAAUCAGCUGCAAGAAGACCUCAACCGAAGCAAAAGACUGGAGAAGAAAUGGAUGACACACCUGCAGCUGACGAAGUUGAUAUGUUGGACUCAUUAACUGGCAUUCCUGUCGAUGAAGAUGAAUUGUUGUUUGCUAUCCCCGUUGUUGCUCCUUAUCAGACACUACAUAAUUAUAAAUUUAAAGUUAAACUAACGCCAGGAACUGGAAAACGUGGAAAGGCAGCGAAGACAGCAGUCGCUAUGUUCUUAAAAGAUAAAACUUGUACAAGCAGGGAAAAAGAUUUACUCAAGUCAGUUAAAGAUGAAGUUCUCGCUAGAAAUAUUCCCGGAAAAGUUAAAAUAUCAGCACCACAAUUGUUAAAGAUGAAGAAAUAAUUAGAAGUGUUGCUUUCAAUAUUUCGGAAUAAAAAUUAAAUACAUUUGGCCAAACCAUGCUGUAAUAUAUUUUCAGCAAAACAUCGAAAAUUGAUAAUAAAUGUUCAUGUUAUAAAAGAAAUUCAAUUAUUCGAAACAAAAUUAUCAUGAAAUCAUUUACUUCUUAUUUAAAUUUUACAAUACUUAAAUCAUUGAAUAGAAAUUUAAAAUACCUACAUGAAAAACUUCAAUCGCUA